Molecule: messenger RNA, 730 nt
Organism: Drosophila elegans
Lineage: Eukaryota; Metazoa; Arthropoda; Insecta; Diptera; Drosophilidae
Exons: 1
Coding region: 116-664 (182 amino acids)
Source: RefSeq, a predicted model, not a curated record
UGAAAAUACUUCCCAUUCCCUUCACUCCCCUGUCUAAGAUACUCAAAUAUAGGUCACACGAACAAAACCAGACACAUUUGCACGCAUUACUCGUUAGCUAAAUUUAAACAUAAAGAUGUCUUUACUGAAGUUAUCCUUUGAGGUGCACAAGAUGAAAUUAUCUGAGAAUCCCAGUGAAGAACUUGCACUAGGUCCCAACACUCAAUGGGAAGAAUCAGGUGUCAAGAAGCAACCGAUGAAGCAAAAGAAUCUUCUCCGAAAGCCUCGGCUUCACUGUCUGUAUGGAAAAGCUCGAGCGGAGGGACUGGAUUGGGUCCAAAAUAAUAUUAGCAAUGGAGAGGAACAGGAAUCUAACUGGGUGAAAACUGCAAGUAAAAAUAAAGUUAAUGGUAAAGCCUAUGAAAUGAAGGCUUUAAUCAGCGAAUGCGAAAAUCUGAAGCGAUGUGUCGAUUCCGAUUCCGGCAAAACCAUUGAAAGUGCCUAUGACUGUAAGGAUUUAAUGGGCGAGUGUGGAAAGCUGGAGGAUGACCUCCUUUAUGAAGGAACAGGAGACCUGUACCGGAACCCAGACGAGGAAAAUGUCAAUGAGCUAGCCUGCUAUUUGGAAGAUAUGGUCAACAUACCCAAGAAGAGAUCGGCUAUGGUAGAAAUGAUCUACUCUUGAUCUACACCACAGGGAUUAUGUCUUUUUAGAGCUAAAACAUUAAACAUAGCUUGCAUAUUUUUUAAA